Epithele typhae is the source of this 1128-nucleotide messenger RNA. RefSeq names its product Gti1/Pac2 family-domain-containing protein. The coding region runs from base 1 to 1128 and encodes 375 amino acids. The transcript is spliced from 8 exons. The record is from RefSeq and is a predicted model, not a curated record. Lineage: Eukaryota; Fungi; Basidiomycota; Agaricomycetes; Polyporales; Epitheliaceae. Gene Ontology annotation, molecular function: DNA binding.
AUGCAGCACCCGACGCUCACCAACGUCCGCAUCCGCCACACCAACGAUGCCCGCCACAUCUUCUACGCCGUCGCGCGCAACAUCCUCCCCAUGACCACCCGCAGGCUCGACGCCGAGGAGCGCAGGGCUAUCGCCUCGGGCUGCGUCUACGUCUGGGAAGAGCGCUGCGCCAACUCCGAGCCACUGGUAUGGGCAUGGAGCGCUGGUGCGACCGACGGUAUGGGCUGGGGUCCUAGCCGUGUCCGCGACGAGUUCCUCUUUUACCAGCAGCGCGAGAACGAACCCUCCGAAGAUCCCAACAACCCCUCUGCACGCUGGGCGAGCAUGAUGAGGAAGUCCAAUGCUCGCGGCGCUCUCCAUUUCUCGAGGUCAGAGGCCGACCGCCUCAUCAAGCAGACAUACAGCGACAGGCCACGAGGCAUCACUCGCAAGUGGCACCUCACUGCAUACUUCAGUCAAACGACGCUUGACAACCUCGGCACCAUCGAUGGCUUGGUCAGUGACAUUGGCGCUGCCACUCACGAGCCGUGGGGCAUCAGCAUGCCACCCCCGACAGCCAUCCCAUACAGCGCAGAGCCACAGAAAUGGCGAACUGGGUCGCCACCUCCCCGCCACUCCGCACCAUUCGCACCCCCUCAGCGUGCGUACCCCACGCCACGCAGCUCGUACGAGUCCGCGGGAUCGCCCCACUACACCCCCACCGCCGUACACCGCGUCCCUCCUCCACCUCACCAGGGCCACCUGCCGAACAUUCACGACAGCGGCCUUACGGUUUACCGCGACGCGUCCCCUUACACCCAUUCGUCGUCGUCGUCAUCCGAUCACAGCACAUCUCCCCGGACUUUCUCGUCGCCACUCACGCCGCCGUCGAACGUCUCGCUGACGUUGUCCGUCAAGGAGCUCGCAGCGCCGCCGUCGGGUCCCAAGCUUGUGCCGAUCGAGUACCUGCAGGGUCUUCAAGCGCAAGGUCGGCGAAGAGACCCGAUGGACGAGCUCUACCUGAAGCGUUUCGCGGCGCCGGAGAGGAGCAGCCGCCGCGACUCGUGGAACGGUGCGGGCUCGCCAUAUCAGUUCGUGGACGACGAGGCCAAAUCCGCACGGGUUCGUGAUGGCGGCGCGCGGUGGUAA